CUGACAACCUGAGUGGUUCGGAGUAAACAAGAAGCUGAGGUUUUUAAAGCAGGAGGAUUCAGUAAAUGCUCAUCUGAGACUGCCCUCGUGUUUGAAGAGCUGAAGAAUCAUACCGGCAGGAGUGAAGGGAAAUUACUUGUCCUUUCAUUUAAACCAGCUCGUCGUGUGAAGAUGAAGGCCAUGCAGGUGAUUUCUUUGACUCUGCUGUGUGUUGUGGCAGCCAGCGCUCAGAUCCUGAAGUUUGGGAAAUGUCCCAAACCCCCAGUGCAGGCCAACUUUGAUUCCAACAGGUAUGUUGGUAAGUGGUAUGAGAUUAUGAAGCUGCCAACACAGUUCCAGAAAGGCGAGUGCGGCACUGCCACCUACAGCCCAAAGAGUCCUGGAGUCGUUGGAGUCCUCAACAGGGAGCUGCUCGAUGAUGGAUCCAUUAACUCUAUUGUUGGCCAAGCUAAGGUCAAACACCCCUCUGAGCCUGCCAAGCUGGAGGUCUCCUUCACUGACAUUCCUUCACCCCCUGGUCCCUACUGGGUUCUGUCCUCCGACUACGAGACCCACUCUCUGGUCUAUGGCUGUACAGACUUCGGCAUCUUCCGCAUGGAGCUGGCCUGGAUCCUUAGCAGAGAGCCCACCAUGUCCCAGGAGACCCUGCAGAGGCUGCACAACAUCCUGUCCGCUGCUGGAGUCAACCCAGAGAAGAUGGUCCCCACCAACCAGGAUGAGACUUACUGCGCCCCCAUGAACGAGUAACCAGAGAUCCUCCUGUUUCAGCCUACAGGACUGUGACUCAGGGACACUUAACAUCCUAUUUAUGCAAAGUUAGAGCAAUAAACCUGUAGAAAGAAA
Molecule: messenger RNA, 843 nt
Organism: Cheilinus undulatus (humphead wrasse)
Lineage: Eukaryota; Metazoa; Chordata; Actinopteri; Labriformes; Labridae
Product: apolipoprotein D-like
Exons: 6
Coding region: 172-747 (191 amino acids)
Biological process (GO): brain development; lipid transport; tissue regeneration
Molecular function (GO): lipid binding
Source: RefSeq, a predicted model, not a curated record